Molecule: messenger RNA, 984 nt
Organism: Pseudoliparis swirei
Lineage: Eukaryota; Metazoa; Chordata; Actinopteri; Perciformes; Liparidae
Product: cold-inducible RNA-binding protein A-like
Exons: 1
Coding region: 38-472 (144 amino acids)
Biological process (GO): positive regulation of mRNA splicing, via spliceosome
Cellular component (GO): spliceosomal complex
Molecular function (GO): RNA binding
Source: RefSeq, a predicted model, not a curated record
UGCGUUAGACUGCUGCUCGCUGAAAUCACGCAUCACCAUGUCGGACGAAGGGAAGCUGUUCGUCGGAGGCCUGAGCUUCGACACCAACGAGGAAACCCUCGCCGAGGCCUUCGGCAAGUUCGGCGCCAUCGAGAAAGUCGAUGUUAUCCGCGACAGAGAUUCCGGUAACUCCCGCGGCUUCGGCUUCGUGAAAUUCGAGAACGUGGAGGACGCCAAAGACGCGCAGGAAGGCAUGCACGGCAAAACCCUGGACGGCCGCGCCAUCCGCGUGGACGAGGCUGGAAAGGGCGGAGGCGCCCGAGGAGGCUUCGGCGGAUCCCGGGGUGGCGGAGGAGGAAGAGGAGGCGGAGGAUACGGCGGGAGAGGCGGCGGAGGCGGCUACGACAGCGAUAGGAGCUACGGCGACCGAGGCUUCCAGUCCGAGGGGCGGUUUGGCGGCGGAAGCCGAGGAGGCGGCCGCGGCAGCUACUAACCGGCCCGGUGCACCCUGCGUGGACUUUUCAAAGAUGCUCCGAGUCGAGAAAAAAAAGGAGUUUAAUGUCAAAGUCUGCAGGAUAAAAACAAACAAACUGUGCAGAAUUAUUUACCACAUGGGGAAACCGAAAGCAACAGCAAGUCUUCAAAGUCGCCUUCGCAGAAUACGAACAGUUUCUUGCGCCGUUAAUGUCCGUUAACGUCACCGACUAGCUGCUAAAGUCAAAUUUAAGAGUUACGUCUCUCCACAAAGAGGCCGAACGAGUCGGAACAACUCGACUCGCAGACUGAGUGAAUCCGGAGUACUGGACUUUCUAGCUACGGUUGCUAGUCCAUCGUUCCACGAGGUGCCGCUUUGUAUUUUGUCUUUCUGUCUCCUUUGUCUUGCAGGAUCCCAGUAGUUUUCAUGGGCCAGUCCUUAACAUCAAUACAUGCUCACUGACUGAUUUUUGAUUUGCACAUUUGUUCUGUUAUUUGUUUUGGAAAUAAAUAUGCUUUAUGACUUUUCAA